UCUUCCUCUGUUUAGACGAACGUUUCUACCUUUUCGGACAAAACCUUUUGUAACCUUCGUCCUUACAUGUUUUUAAUUGAUAUUAGCCCUUGUGGCCAAUAAAACGAAUUAAUUAUUAUUAUUAUUAUUCAGGUCACUGCUUGGAAUCGAACUCGGAAUCUAGGGGUUAGUAGCCCGUGCUCUUUUCCUUUUCCUGUGUAGGAACAGUAGCGGUGGUGAGGGCGAGGAAGUUUUCGUUGAACUGGCUGUUCAACCUCCCGCUCUCACUCGCCAUUUUUCUUUAUCUCGAAAAAUUUUCGAAUACAAUGUGAAUUUAGCCCCCAAAAGGAUGGGUUUUCCAACAAAAAUUAACUCCCAAGGAGGGCAGUUUCCUUAGAAACUGAAUUUAAUAACAAAAACGGGAGUUCAACAAAUUUUUUACGACAAAACGGCUAACACGAAUUACUCACGGAGCUAAAAGAAAAAAAAAGGUCUCAACACGUCGACAAUAAUAAUAAUAAUAAUAAUUUAUUCUCUUAUUUGCCGCAAAUGCUUAGGUAAAACCAACAUAGAGGGACGAAAAAUAUCAGUUAUUUACUUCCUUAUAACAGGUUGCAGUAAUCCGAGACUGUGGCUAAUUUUCAGUCGAUCAAUUUCAUUACUUCAGCAAAAAUAAAAAUCAAUAUAUACUCCCCGUACAUCGGCGAGUUUUCCAUUUUACGCAAAAAACGAAUUAUUUUUGUGUUGUUUGUUGACGAAUAUUUGUGUCUGUAAUUCUUCAUUGAAAUAUCCAAAAUCCUCGAUUGUUUAACGAUUGCAGAUAUAUUGGGAGACGUGAACGAAAUUGUAUGAAAUAAGGAUUCAUUAACUGAAGAAGACUUUACAGAGAAAUAUUCUUCACAAGGCCCGAAAUUUGUGGGGUGGGGGAGUGGAGCCAGUCGAUUAGGUCGACCGCAGUACGCGACUGGUACUUAAUUUAUCGAUCCCGAAAGGAUGAAAGGCAAAGUCAACCUCGGCGGAAUUUGAACUCAGAACGUGAAAUAUUUCUACCCGACGGAUAACAUUAGAAUUUCUAGCAGUCAUUUAAUAUUUAUGUUAAAGGUUGAUUUAUUUUUAGUUUCAUAAUUGAAACUGAAUUCGAAAUUAAAAACGGACGGAAAUAAUUCUAGAAAUAUAAACACCAGCUAAAUACAUUUUUUUUUUUAGGCUGCUGAAAUCGAAAAAUAUGGUAUUUGGUGAAGGACGAACAGAGGGAGGAUUAAGAAUUAAUCAAAUCCACAUCUUUUAGAAGAUAAAAUCUAUUUGAAGGAAACGUGGAUGUAUUUAAAGACUUAACACUUCCAAAAUAAUUUAUUGCUAAUUAACUGCGGAAAGAAAUCGCUACAACAUUCUUUACGACGAUAUGAAAAUCUAAAUGAAGAUUUGUUAUAAAAUAUAGAAGUUGUGUUGAAGCUGUCAUUGUCCAUUCUGAGUUGUGACUACUUGAAUCUAUCGUGACAUCUUCGGCAUUGGCUCUGUAUUAAUAUAAUAUCAGAUGACAUAGGCCCAAGAGAGAUUGUUUCACGUCGGACCCAUCAAUAUUUAUCAUUUUUAAGACUCAAGAACUGCCAUACACAACAACAAUAAAUCUUCAGCUGAAUUACUGUGAAAUAUUUGCACUGAGAUUAUUGGUAAAAUUUCCCCACUUAACUAUAUAUAAUAGGAUGAUUGUGGAUUCUAAAUAAUUAAAAAAGAGUUUGCAGCCUCUACAAAUAUUGACAGAGAACAAUGUUUAUGGAAGCAUAGCACACAAGAAAUAUUUGUCAGGAAGAAAAUAUAAAAAUUAAAAGAAAAAUUAUGGAAAAUGAAUUGUGUGAGAAGAAAAUUAAAUGUGAAACACAGUCUAAAAGGAUUCCUGAUCUUGAUGAUGGAAAGAAAGAGAAAGUAAAAAUGUUAUACGACUGUGAUAUCUGUAAAAAGACAUUUUCUCAAAAAGGUAACCUGAAUACUCACAAACGCAUUCAUACAGGAGAGAAACCAUAUCACUGUGACAUCUGCAGUAAAUCAUUCUCUCAAGUUGCAAACUUAAUUACACAUAAACGUAUUCACACAGGAGAGAGACCUUACAUUUGUGAUAUCUGUGAUAAGUCAUUCUCCGUAAGUAGUCACUUGACUACUCACAAACGGAUUCAUACAGAUGAGAAACCAAAUCACUGUGAUAUCUGUGGUAAAUCAUUCUCUGUAAGUAGCCAUUUAACUAAACACAAACGUAUUCAUACAGGAGAGAGGCCGUAUCUUUGCGAUGUGUGUGGUAAAUCCUUCACUGGAAGUAGUGAUUUAACUACCCACAAACGCAUUCAUACUGGAGAAAAACCAUAUCACUGUGAUAUCUGUGGUAAGUCAUUCUCAGGAAGUAGUUACUUAACUACUCACAAACGUAUUCAUACAGGAGAGAAACCAUUUUGCUGUGAUGUUUGUGGUAAAUCAUUCCCUAAGAAUUGCACAUUAACAAGACACAAACGCACCCAUACAGGAGAGAAGCCAUAUCACUGUGAUAUCUGUGGUAAAUCAUUCUCCCAAAAUGGUGAAUUAACUGCUCACAAACUUAUUCAUACAGGAGAGAAACCAUAUCAAUGUGAUAUUUGUGAUAAAUCAUUCUCUCAAAAUGGGGAAUUAACUACACACAAGCGUAUUCAUACCGGAGAGAAACCAUAUACCUGUGAUGUCUGUGGUAAAUCAUUCUCUGUAAGUAGUCACUUAACUAAACAUAUACGUGUUCAUACAGGAGAGAGACCACAUCACUGUGAUAUCUGUGGCAAAUCCUUCUCUCAAAAAAGGCACUUAACUACACAUAAAGGUAUUCAUGCAGAAAAAUAAUUCUAUCAAUAUCAAAAUUCAUGUCGAAGUAAAUAUAGUGCAGCCUACAUACUACUGAAUUUUGGUUGAUAUAUAUAUACAUACUACUAAAUUUUCUUUGUUGAUAUAACUAGUGGUUAUAAAGGCAAUUAGCUGGCAGAAUCAUAACUGGACCAAAAAUGCUUGGCAGAGUUUCUUCCAGUUCUAUGUUCUGAUGCCAAUAUAAGAUAACUUUUCUGUUUGGUAAUUUAGUAAUCUUCUCAAUGGGCCGUAAAUAUGCCCCACAGGAAAUUCUAAACUGUCAUAAACAUCGAUACUUAGCAUUGCUUGACUUGGUGAUAUUUUAUUCAUAGAUAUUGAUUUCAAAUAUUGGCACAAGGCCAGAAAGUUUGGGGGAGGGGUAAGUGGAUUACAUUUCAAUUGGUAACUAGUUUGACCCCCCCACCUCCCAAACAGGAUAAAAGACACAGUUGACCUCGAUGAUAUUUGAAC
Molecule: messenger RNA, 3306 nt
Organism: Octopus bimaculoides (California two-spot octopus)
Lineage: Eukaryota; Metazoa; Mollusca; Cephalopoda; Octopoda; Octopodidae
Biological process (GO): regulation of transcription by RNA polymerase II
Cellular component (GO): nucleus
Molecular function (GO): RNA polymerase II cis-regulatory region sequence-specific DNA binding; DNA-binding transcription activator activity, RNA polymerase II-specific
Source: RefSeq, a predicted model, not a curated record